AUGAUUACAAAACGAACUCCAGUUCUGCUUCAAAGCAGCAAAACACUACUGACUUGUGUGGAGAAAAGAGCUCUUCGGCCUGGGCCGUCCCAAGAAGGUCUAGUCCGUGAAGCAGGCGAACAAGUUCAGAUAGCUGUAGACAGUACUGUGGAAAAAGUAGGCGAGAUUGGAGAAGCUUUGAAGGAAACGAUCAAAGCAACUUUUGAAAAGGUGACAGAUGUCGGCACCACUGCUGGACAAGCUUUCAGGGAAACCGCUGAAGUGACAGAUGUCGGCAACACUGCUGGACAAGCUUUCAAGGAGACCGCUGAAGUCUGCUUUAAUGACGCGAGACAAAGCAGAAAUGUGACCGAGGGCUUCAAAGGAUUCUUCCCAUCCAACGUAAGUGCAUUAGAGCCAAAGAAGUUUACGCAAACCACAAAACCGUCUAAGCAGAUUGUGUUUCAGUUAGGCCAAACUGAAGAGAACAUAACUCAAGCUGAGGGAAUUAUUGCUGAAGAGGCUGAUGCAUCCGAGCUCUUGGCCAUGUCGUAA
This is a messenger RNA of Strongylus vulgaris, 534 nucleotides long. NCBI's taxonomy places the organism in Eukaryota, Metazoa, Nematoda, Chromadorea, Rhabditida, Strongylidae. The record is from the annotation of a GenBank genome assembly.